This is a messenger RNA of Coregonus sp. 'balchen', 5717 nucleotides long. The record is from the annotation of a GenBank genome assembly. NCBI's taxonomy places the organism in Eukaryota, Metazoa, Chordata, Actinopteri, Salmoniformes, Salmonidae.
AUGACUGCAUUCUCUUUCGUCCUCUCUCUCUCUCCAUUUUCAGACAACACAGCGAGCAUCAUCGCACGGCGGAGGCAGUUCAGUCGGCUCGUCCAGGAGCUGUAUGAGCUGCCCAUAGCGGUGUGGGAUGGUGGAGAGCCGGCGCUGAGUGGCACUAGCACGCUGACCCUGCGGGUGUGCCCGUGCCAGCUCAACGGGAGGGUGCAGACGUGCCAGGAUGAGAGGGGCCUCCUCUCCUCGGCAGGCCUAAGCACAGGGGCCCUGAUCGCCAUCCUGUUGUGCAUCGUCAUCCUGCUGGGUAGGUGUUGCCUGGGUCUGGGUAACAUGAAGUCUAGGGGCAUGGUGGAGGGUAUGGGCCGCCUGGUUGGCAUCACACCUGAGGGGCAUAGUGGUGGGGAUGGGUGCAUGCCUGGGGGGCAUCAUGCCCUAGGGCACGGUAGUGGAAAACCUGGGGGGCAUCUUGUCUGAGGGGCAUGGUGGUGGAGGGUAUGGGCGUUAAAAUGCCUAGAGGCAUGGUGAAGGGUAGGGAGGAGAUUAGCAGGAGGAGGUGGAGACUUAAAGAGGGAUGAAUGGAAGGGUAAGGAAUGACACAGGUGGGUUGUAGAAUGAGGGAGGAUAGGGAGAAGGUCAGGAUGAUGGAGAAGUAGAGAACGGAGAGUGAGUGAGUUGGACCAGAUGGGUAGCUGGAUGUGUGAAGAAUGAUGGACUGAGAGGAGAAUAGAAGAAGGUAAAGGAAAGGACAAGGAGACUUGAGAGAAAUGUGCAUAAAGAGGGAUAGAGCUGUGUUAGACCUAUCCAGAAAUGUUUUGCUGCUCUGUAUUUACUACUUUAGGAAAAACACACUAUUUAAGUUAAAGAUUGAAUCCACAGUAGGGAAAACAGAGCCACAGUCCAUAUUGUGCUGUUUGUGUAUGCAAUGAUGUCAGAGUAAAAUAAAAAUAGUUUGCAGUAACUUCUUUGUUGUUGUAGUAUUGCAAAGGGGGCAGUUUCACCAUUAAAGGGGAACUCCACUCAAAAAUCAUAAUUUUUUCAUUAGUCUACUGUUCAUACAGUCCCAAAAUGUUUUACAUCUCAGCAGUCAAGUCUUCAAGAUAUUGGACCUUCAAGAAGCAAAAUGUCACCGGCCACAUCAUCAUGAUGAUGCAAAACACUUUGCUUCUUGAAAGUCCAAUAUCUACCAAACUUGACUGCUGACAUGCAAAACAUGUAUGGAUUCCAGCUUUAAAUUAAUGUGUUGUAAAGUAAAUGCUGUAUAAUAAGAGAUCAAAUAGAAUUAAUCAAAGUUCCCACAGAAAAUAACCAACAACUUUCCCCUUUCAGCAAAGGGGUUACGACACUACCACCACUGCCAAAUACCAACAUAUAGUCUCUCUAGCAAACAGAACAGUAGUAGGACAGGAGAGAGAGCGUGUAUAGUUAACAGAAUCUGCCAUCUCUCACUCACCCCCUCUCCCUUGAUUGUCUGUGGACAUCGGUGCGUGAAGGUGAUGCAUAUUCAUAUCAGCAGUCUCAGCAUGGCUUUGCCGGAGUCUGAGGCUCACAGCAACUAAAGGCCAUCAUCACUGUUUGGAGCGAACGCAUGAGCGAGAGACUGCACCUGCAUGACUAAUCAUCAGCAGGAGAGAGAUUGAUGGAAGGAGGGAGAGAGAGAAUGACAGGGACAGUGAUAGAGAGAGAGAGACAGAGAGAGGCUUAUCGAGUUACUUUGGCUGGUGGAGGAAGAUUGAGAUUAGGUGGGGAAGGGAGUGUUAGUGUGAGACAAAGCUGUUUCAUGCUUGAACAUGGGCGUGAGAGAGACAGACAGACAGACAGACAGAAAAAUACAGAAAAAGAGAGCGGUACAAAAGACAGAGAAAGAGAAAGAGACAGAGGGAGAGAGAGAGGGAGAUGUAUAGAUGUUAUAGAAACACAACAGGGUGAGAGAAAAAAAAACAUUUAGCAGGAGAACACAACACACAACAUACACACAGACAGACACACAACAGUGCUACUUCAUCAGAGAUGAGAAAGCUCUCACUUCGCAUGUGUUAAAACAUGUUGCAUCCUGAGAUAGGGUGCCCAAAACAUUGGCACUGGUAGGCUGCUAGCUAGCUGCUGUAUGUGUGUCUGAUGUUAAAUAGUUCCCUUGCCAUUAACACCUGUAGGAGAAGUUAAAUAGUGUUGUGAUACAAGGAUUUCCCCUUUUGAUCCUCUCAACAUGAAUGUUUUACAGGGAUGGAAGGGAGAAGUCUAUUGGUCUGCCAAUGCAGCAGGAUGAUCUAAUUUUACUGAUUAUACUGAGUUUGCAUCCCAAAUGGCACCCUAUUCCUUUUAUACUGUAGUGCACUACUUUGACCAGAGCCCUAUUGGUUCAAUAGUGCUCUGUUUUAUAGAGCCAUUUGAGACGCAGUGAGAGUUUACUUUUCAUUGAAUGACCGUUUUAUUAACAUCAUCAUCAUUAACGCAGAAACCAUAACCCUGUUAACUCCAGUACAUGUUCAUGAUACAGUAGUUCUACUUCAGCAAAUGAAGUAUUCUCCUCAAGAGUUCAUUUGCGAGUUAGAUACACUAUUAUGCACAUCAUCAUCAGAUGUUGUGGAUGUCGCUUAGCUACACACUUAUCACCGCUGCUAUAGUGGUAAACAAGGUUAAUUUGAAGGAUACUUCAUGUCCCACAUGGCACCCUUUUCUCUAAAUAGUGCACUACAUUUGACUAGAACUCCAUAGACCCUGGUCAAAGGAAAUGCACUAUAUAGGGAAUAGGGUGGCAUUUGGGAUUCGGUUACUUAUUGUAUAGUUAAAGUACCUCAAUCAAUGUCAUAAAAUGGAGUGGAGAUGGUGUUGUUGUUACAGUGCUGGUAUAAUGCCCUCACGAUCCACUCACCCUGAUAUUGAAUUUUGGCUGAGCGUUCCUGUUAAAUCUGUUCCAGAGAUGCUCAGUCUAUAAUGAGAAGAUUCUCAUAGCAGCUUGCAUUGAGAGCAUCAUUACAGCUAAUACCAAUGAUGGCUAAUGUGUAUUAUUGAUUUACACUAUGCCACACUCAUCUAGCUCCUGUGCCUUGAUGAAGAAUCAGGAAUGAAUAUGCAUUAUUAUAAAAAAUAGUGAAUGUUUCAGAGCCUACGUUCCAAAUGUCACCCUAUUCCUACAGUGGGGAAAAAAAGUAUUUAGUCAGCCACCAAUUGUGCAAGUUCUCCCACUUAAAAAGAUGAGAGAGGCCUGUAAUUUUCAUCAUAGGUACACGUCAACUAUGACAGACAAAAUGAGGAAAAAAAAUCCAGAAAAUCACAUUGUAGGAUUUUUAAUGAAUUUAUUGGCAUAUGAUGGUGGAAAAUAAGUAUUUGGUCAAUAACAAAAGUUUCUCAAUACUUUGUUAUAUACCCUUUGUUGGCAAUGACACAGGUCAAACGUUUUCUGUAAGUCUUCACAAGGUUUUCACACACUGUUGCUGGUAUUUUGGCCCAUUCCUCCAUGCAGAUCUCCUCUAGAGCAGUGAUGUUUUGGGGCUGUCGCUGGGCAACACAGACUUUCAACUCCCUCCAAAGAUUUUCUAUGGGGUUGAGAUCUGGAGACUGGCUAGGCCACUCCAGGACCUUGAAAUGCUUCUUACGAAGCCACUCCUUCGUUGCCCGGGCGGUGUGUUUGGGAUCAUUGUCAUGCUGAAAGACCCAGCCACGUUUCAUCUUCAAUGCCCUUGCUGAUGGAAGGAGGUUUUCAUUCAAAAUCUCACGAUACAUGGCCCCAUUCAUUCUUUCCUUUACACGGAUCAGUCGUCCUGGUCCCUUUGCAGAAAAACAGCCCCAAAGCAUGAUGUUUCCAACCCCAUGCUUCACAGUAGGUAUGGUGUUCUUUGGAUGCAACUCAGCAUUCUUUGUCCUCCAAACAUGACGAGUUGAGUUUUUACCAAAAAGUGAUAUUUUGGUUUCAUCUGACCAUAUGACAUUCUCCCAAUCCUCUUCUGGAUCAUCCAAAUGCACUUCAGACGGGCCUGGACAUGUACUGGCUUAAGCAGGGGGACACGUCUCGCACUGCAGGAUUUGAGUCCCUGGCGGCGUAGUGUGUUACUGAUGGUUGGCUUUGUUACUUUGGUCCCAGCUCUCUGCAGGUCAUUCACUAGGUCCCCCCGUGUGGUUCUGGGAUUUUUGCUCACCAUUCUUGUGAUCAUUUUGACCCCACGGGGUGAGAUCUUGCGUGGAGCCCCAGAUCGAGGGAGAUUAUCAGUGGUCUUGUAUGUCUUCCAUUUCCUAAUAAUUGCUCCCACAGUUGAUUUCUUCAAACCAAGCUGCUUACCUAUUGCAGAUUCAGUCUUCCCAGCCUGGUGCAGGUCUACAAUUUUGUUUUUGGUGUCCUUUGACAGCUCUUUGGUCUUGGCCAUUGUGACGUUUGGAGUGUGACUGUUUGAGGUUGUGGACAGGUGUCUUUUAUACUGAUAACAAGUUCAAACAGGUGCCAUUAAUACAGGUAACGAGUGGAGGACAGAGGAGCCUCUUAAAGAAGAAGUUACAGGUCUGUAAGAGCCAGAAAUCUUGCUUGUUUGUAGGUGACCAAAUACUUAUUUUCCACCAUAAUUUGCAAAUAAAUUCAUUAAAAAUCCUACAAUGGGAUUUUCUGAUUUUUUUUUUCUCAAUUUGUCUGUCAUAGUUGACGUGUACCUAUGAUGAAAAUUACAGGCCUCUCUCAUCUUUUUAAGUGGGAGAACUUGCACAAUUGGUGGCUGACUAAAUACUUUUUUUCCCCACUGUAUAUAGUGCACAACUUUUGACCAGACCCCUAUGGGCCCUGGUUCAAAGUAGUGCACUAUAUAGGGAAUAGGAUGCAACUUGAGACAUACAGAGCUUUUAUUUUGCUAGCUGUUUACGACCCAUAACAUGUUCAUUUAUUAUGAAUGAAAAACCAACAUAGCGACACCGCAUGCAGAGCAUGGCGUUAGCAUUGCCAUCAGACUUGGAUAUCACAGUGAACCUCGACUGAUAAAGAUGUGGUGUUGUUAAACCAACCGUUUUGUUUUUGUUGUUUCCAUUACUGUUGUUGCUGUUUACAUUACGUCUGAUGUUGUUUACAUUACUGUUGUUGUUGUGGCAUGGUGUUUUUGCUUGUCACUCUCUUCUGCAGCAAUCGUGGUUCUGUUUACCACUGUUGUUGGCGUUGUUUCUAUUACUGUUGUUGUUGUUGUUGUUGUUGUUGAGACGACGUCUCUCUUUGUCUUCCUCCAGCGAUCGUGGUUCUGUUCAUCACCCUGCGGCGGAGCAAGAAGGAGCCCCUCAUCAUCUCAGAGGAAGACGUCCGCGAGAAUGUGGUAACAUACGACGAUGAGGGGGGUGGCGAGGAGGACACUGAGGCCUUCGACAUCAUCACCCUGCGGAACCCCGCCGCCGCUGAGGAGCUCAAGUUCAGACGGGACAUCCAGCCGGAGGCAGCCCGACAACACGGGCAAAACCGGGACCACCACAGUCCCCCGGAACUGAACCAGGUGGAUGUGCAGGAGUUUAUUAAACAAAGAGUGGUGGAGGCGGACAUGGACACUAGCGGUCCUCCCUAUGACUCCCUCCAGACCUACGCAUACGAGGGUCAAGGGUCUCCGACAGGCUCCAUCAGCUCUCCGGACUCCCCGGGAACACAAUCAGAACAGGAUUAUAACUACCUGGACGACUGGGGGCCUGAGUUUCAGAAACUGGCAGAACUCUACGGGGAAGAUAUGGAUGUAGCAGAGUCAGAUGUUGCGGUGACAGCGGAGACCUAG